AUGCUUGAACGCGAGCCGGCAUUGUCGCCUCUGCAGGGGUUUCCCCAGGAGUUACUGGGCGAGGUCCUCACAGCAUGCCUACCUCCCAUCCUCGACCACCACGCUCGCCGCCAGUUCCUCAUUCUGCGCUCAGUCUGCCGUGAAUGGAGGCAAGCGGCGUUCGGGACACACGUCCUAUGGGCUGGUAUCAUAUUCCGGAUGCACGAAAAGGCAGAGUGGACGAAGGAGGGGCGUAUACCUUGGCAGGCUAUUCGUUCGUGGUUCGACCGUGCGGGCGCUACACCACUUCAUUUCGAACUUGUGUUCGAUGUGGGGAGGGAUAAUCCUCGUGGGAUGCCUGUCCCUGAGGGUCUGGAGGAGGAUUUGCCGAAGCUUUAUGGGUUGUUGAGGGAGGAGGGGAGGGAGUGGAGGGGUGUUUGUGUUGGGUAUGUUCCGUCGUUUGGUGCGCCACUGGAGUCGUUCCGGGGGAUGCUGGAGGGGAAUCUGGCUUUGUCGGCGGGGGAAGGAAGGGGAGGAGGAGGAGGGAAGUCUGCUUGGAGGGAUCUUAGGACGCUUGGAGUCCCUGUUACCAGUGACCUUGUGCGCUCCCCUGGGUUUGUCUCCUGGAUCGGGAAUCUUGGAAGAUAUUCCCCGAGGUUGGAGGACCUCGAGUUGUUCGUUACUGGCCCUUCCAAGCGUUCAAAGACGAUCAAGGCUCGUGUUGAGCAUCCGGACGUUACGAGGUUGACGCUUACAUUCCAGUCGAUUUCGGUGCUGAAUGUGAUGGAUGUUGCAGUGUGCGGUUUGUCGAAUCUCAAGAGGCUGGAACUGCUGUGUCGCGAUAGGUUCUCCGACACGCGCAAAUAUCCUGAACAGUACGAACUCCACCCGCGAUUCUUCAUGCACGAGCGCAUCGAGGAGCUUGUGGUUGUUUCUAGUUCUGACCCCUAUUAUCCGUUAGAGUUUCUUACUCUCCCCUCCCUUCGUUCUUUGACUUGCCGAUGGAAAGAAAUACCAGGAAAAGGGGGCGUAAUCAGCCCCGACAGGUCUAUUCUCGCGUUCUUGCUACGCUCGGGCGCAGAGCUGCGGGAGGUGGAUCUGGGAGAGAUGGGGCCGCUGGUGGAUGCUGGUCCGGAGGUGUGGUGCGCGCUUGCGGAGUGUACGAGGCUGAGGAGAGUGGUUCUGUCGAGUUGGACGUUGGAGAGGCAGUUGGAGGCUAGGUUUCGGGAAGCCUUUCUGAAGUAUUGGUCGAGAGUGGGAUCAGCCGUAUGUGAAGGAGGGAGCGGGAGGUCGGGGCCGGGAAGGGUAGAAGGGGAGGAAGGGCUGCCGUUUGCUGCGAUACGCGAGAUCGUUGUGUAUGGACAUUUGGAUAAGGUGGACCUCAAGGCUAUUGCGCGAUACUUCUUGAGGCGGCAGAGUCUUAUUGAGCAGUCCUCCACUUCCAAGCAAGUCAAAGAGAGACUUGACUACGAGCGCCAGUCUUCAAGUGGAGAUGGUGGACAAGAGGGUCUCCCGAGGGUUCAGUCGAGGAAGGAGGAGAUUGUGAUUAAAUUUAGAGGUCGGGAUGGGUAUGCUCUGGAGAAGACUGAGGAGAUGAGAAGGGAUUUGGAGAGUAAUCUAGAGUAUGCGAAGGCCUUUGGAGUGUUGGAUGGUCUAGGUGUACGAGUGGUGUUCGAAGAGGCUUAG
This is a messenger RNA of Coprinopsis cinerea okayama7#130, 1665 nucleotides long. RefSeq lists its product as hypothetical. The record is from RefSeq and is a predicted model, not a curated record. NCBI's taxonomy places the organism in Eukaryota, Fungi, Basidiomycota, Agaricomycetes, Agaricales, Psathyrellaceae. The transcript has a single exon. Bases 1 to 1665 code for a protein of 554 amino acids.